Messenger RNA from Lynx canadensis (Canada lynx), 2962 nucleotides. RefSeq names its product ELL associated factor 1 (gene EAF1). Gene Ontology annotation, cellular component: super elongation complex. Gene Ontology annotation, molecular function: transcription elongation factor activity. The record is from RefSeq and is a predicted model, not a curated record. The transcript has 6 exons. Lineage: Eukaryota; Metazoa; Chordata; Mammalia; Carnivora; Felidae. Gene Ontology annotation, biological process: regulation of transcription elongation by RNA polymerase II; positive regulation of DNA-templated transcription. The coding region runs from base 219 to 1304 and encodes 361 amino acids.
CCCGGCCUGCGGAGAGCCGGCCACACUGGCUGUCAGACCCGUGUUCAUCUAGUUCGCCGCGCUUGGGCUCACCGUCAUCACUUCUUACAUUCACCUGGACGGGUAGGGACGGACGCACUCAGCCCUCAGCCCGGACCCGGCCUCCGAAGCCGGAUCAGGGAGCUUCGGUCCGGGGACAAACCCCCCUCGAGGACCUCUCCCGGCGGAAUCCUUUGGCCAUGGCACUGCUGCCGCCACUGCCCCCGCCACUUCCGUCACGAACGCAGAAGUCCCUCCCCGACGCCGGAAGCUCCGCGGCCCUGCUUCCGCGCAGUCCUCCUCCACCCCGCCGCAGAGGCGAGGACCUGCUUCCGGCCCCGGGUGGGCGCCGGCUCGGCUCGCCGUGCGCCCCCGAGCGCUGUCCCGGGAGCUUCGUUUCCCCGGACGCCGGCGCCGGAAGCUCGGACCGCGGCCGCGCCAGGAGAGCGCCGGUCCGGGCGCUAGGCUCGUGGGGGGCCAUGAACGGAACCGCGAACCCGUUGCUGGACCGCGAGGAACACUGCCUGCGGCUCGGGGAGAGCUUCGAGAAGCGACCGCGGGCCUCUUUCCACACCAUUCGCUAUGACUUUAAGCCAGCAUCCAUAGACACUUCCUGUGAAGGAGAGCUUCAGGUUGGCAAAGGAGAUGAAGUCACAAUUACCCUGCCACAUAUCCCUGGAUCCACACCACCAAUGACUGUGUUCAAGGGGAACAAACGGCCUUAUCAGAAAGACUGUGUGCUUAUUAUUAAUCAUGACACUGGUGAAUAUGUGCUGGAAAAACUCAGUAGCAGCAUUCAGGUCAAGAAAACAAGAGCUGAGGGGAGCAGUAAAAUCCAAGCCCGAAUGGAACAGCAGCCCACUCGUCCCCCACAGCCAUCUCAGCCGCCACCACCUCCACCACCUCUGCCAUUCAGAGCUCCGACAAAGCCUCCAGUUGGACCCAAAACUUCUCCUUCGAAAGAUAACCCUUCACCUGAACCUCAGCUGGAUGACAUCAAAAGAGAGCUGAGGGCUGAAGUUGACAUUAUUGAGCAGAUGAGCAGCAGCAGUGGGAGCAGUUCCUCAGACUCUGAGAGCUCGUCGGGAAGCGAUGAUGACAGCUCCAGCAGCGAGGGUGAGGACAACGGUCCGGCGUCUCCUCCACAGCCUGCACACCAGCAGCCCUACAACAGCAGGCCGGCCGUUGCCAAUGGAACCAGCCGGCCACAAGGAAGCAACCAGCUCAUGAACACCCUCAGAAAUGACUUGCAGUUGAGUGAGUCUGGCAGUGACAGUGAUGACUAGAGCCAGAUCUUUCAAAAUCAGCGUCUCGGUACACAGAUCUGCUGCCGGACCCGGCUGCGCUCGCAUGGAGCCCGUUGCCGAGAGGGACGUGCUGUGGAUCAGUGACUGUAGCAGGAGUUCGAGGCUCUGGAGGUCUCAGAUACUCAAGUCUUUAACUUAGUGGUGAUGGGUGAUUUUCUCAUGUAAUUUUUGAACAAUCUCAUGUUGCAAAGUAGAUCUAUAGAAGAACUAACAGAAUUCUAUUGCUAUUUGGUUAACACUGUUCAUGAAAAACAGACACAUGUGCCCUGGUCUAGGUUACUCAAAGGCCAUCAUCUUAACCAGGCCAGUGAUUCACUUUUAAACCUCAGCAGCCACCAGUUUGGCCAGGUGGUCUGCACCAGUGAAAUGAAACCUGGUCUUUGAGGGGUAGGGGAGAGAGGGAGACCUCAGACUGCAGCAUAGAAGUAUUUUACAACCACUUUAAACUGUUGAGACAAAGUGGUGAGGAAGUUUUGUCUGACCCAGCUUGACGAGCCUGUGUAGAGAUGGACUUGAGGAGGGAGUCCUAGAGCGGCUGCUGGGCAGGACCCCGGAGCUCCGCGAGUUCAGCCCCCUCACUUACAAGUGAGGAAAGAGAAGCACACAUCUGGUUCGUGGCCCGUCUCCUGCCCCCGCCCCAGCUCUUCCUGCUGCUCCCGCCCUUGAAUCUUAUUAACUGGAACUGGAGAUUCUUGUUCAUGGGACUUCUAGUUGUACGUCAGAGAUUUUAUUGGAUUCCCAAAGAUGAAGUGUUGGGCGCUUCCGGCUCAAAUUCUGAUCCAAAAAGUCCCUAGAUACACGAGGCUGGCUGAGCAGAUUAAACCAGCAGCCACUGUGCUGACACAUGAGAUUCAAUUAAAUUGGGGCUUUUAGUUCCACGUAGGUCCAUACUGAGUGUUUCCCGUUCAGUGAAUUUUAGUAAGGGGAGGUAGGAGUGGGAGAGAGGUGUAGUGAAGGAACCUUUCUGAGCAAAAGAACCAGCAGCAGGCUUCCAAAAACCAGAAUCUAGAUAGGGGUUCUGCAAUAUGAAACGAGCACAUUCUUAGAUAAGGUAUUUCUCUUCAUGCUUUUGUACCACUGUUUGUGCCUGACUCCCAGACUGAUUUGUAUUUUUGAUAAACUAGAAGAAAGUCACAAGAUUGCCUUUUGCAGUGUGCAGUUUCCAAAUGAAUCUGUUGUUACAGGAAACUGGUCACUAGUAAAUGUUCCAUAUUGAGUGAAUGUGUGAUAAAUCAUCCUGUGAUUGGUAUGGAGUAGCCUGUUUCUAUAAUUUGAAUGGAUACAAUUUGAAUGUCCUGAGAAAUUUCCAUUUGCUUUGGUUCAAUGGGUGUUAAGAACAUUGAAAAUGAUUUUCCUUCCUUGGGUUCUUCCACUCAGAGAUGGCCUCUGCUUCCCCAGCUAGUGGAUGGAAGCAGUCUAGACCUGGAAAGGAAUUAGAUGAUUCGUGGUGGGGGCCUUGGUGAGAGUUGCACCUUAUGGAGUCCCCCGUUUCAUAUGCAGUGACUCCAGUGAGCUGGAGAUGUGGGUCGGGAGCCAUCAUCCGGUGGCACACUCGCACCGCCACCCCCCCCACGUGUAGGUAAUGGGGACACACUGGUACUCGGCGGUGGGUUCUCAGCCCAUCGUGAGGUUUCGGU